Molecule: messenger RNA, 480 nt
Organism: Vigna unguiculata (cowpea)
Lineage: Eukaryota; Viridiplantae; Streptophyta; Magnoliopsida; Fabales; Fabaceae
Source: RefSeq, a predicted model, not a curated record
AUGAAGAAAAUUCAGUGUUAUAAUUGUGAAAAAUGGGGCCAUUAUGCAGCAAAUUGUUGGCAUGGAAGAGGGAAGCAGAAAAAGGUCUCAGAUGAUGCUGAAGCUCAUGUGGCUCAAGAUGAUUCAGAAGAGGAACCUGUGGUGCUAAUGGUGACAACCAGUGAGGAGGAGUUUGGAUGUGAAAACUGGUUUCUUGAUACUGGAUGCUCGAAUCACAUGACUGGUCAUAAAGAAUGGCUAUCAAACAUAGACAUCAGCAGGUCCAACAAGAUAAAACUGACAGAUGAUAAUGUGAUUAAGGCUGAAGGAGUCGGGAAUGUGGUGAUUAAGAAAGAUGAAAAAGAAACUAUGGUGAUUGAGGAUGUUUUAUAUGUACCAGGAAUGAAAUGUAACCUGCUGAGUGUAGGACAGCUGGUGCAGAAAGGAUUUUCAGUCUCCAUGAAGGAGGAAGUGUUGAAAGUUUAUGAUGCAAGGAAAUGA